Molecule: messenger RNA, 1610 nt
Organism: Hyalella azteca
Lineage: Eukaryota; Metazoa; Arthropoda; Malacostraca; Amphipoda; Hyalellidae
Exons: 5
Coding region: 175-804 (209 amino acids)
Molecular function (GO): protein-folding chaperone binding
Source: RefSeq, a predicted model, not a curated record
CCAUGGAGAAAAAUAACUAUUUUUUUGUAUAGAAUGUCUCUCUCUAUCAAUUUUGCUUCAGAGUGGUUAAAACGAAUUUUAAUUGGUCUCACUGGAUACCUCAGUCACUCUGUUUGGACGUAGUUGAGUAAUUUUCCAGGUUUUCAAAAGAAGGAAGAACAAAAGAAAGCUGACAUGGCAGAUCUAAGGGUUUGCAUAUGCAUUGGCAUGAAGAAACUCUUUCUGAUGGUUAGAGAAGACACCACAGUGGAGGAACUCGCAUAUAUGAUUUUUCUAGAGGCGCUAGAGCAAUCCCCUCCUUCAACUGAAGAGCCGUUGUGUUCUUUAAUUAGAAUGUUCUACAAAGGACGCCAGCUGACCACUCCCAGCCUCACCAUGGGAGCUCUCCGUGUGAAGCAUGGCGAGCGCAUAACAGUUUUGCCCAAGAACAAUCAUGGAUCCACUCCCCAAAAAUCUUCCAAAAGUCCAGAACAAAAUGCAAAUCCUGCCUUCGGAAAUUUGCGGCAAUUGAAUGAGGAAGCGGACUUUUGUGAAGGAAAGGUCCGUGAGCUCUAUGAAGACAUUAAGUUAGUAGUGCCUCAGCUGGAGGAGUGCCGGAACAAGCUCAAGACCAAAUUAAAAGAUGUUGUCGCUUGCAACGAGGAGCACGAGAAACUUCUGCUCAAACUCGAUGCCAUUGAAACUAAGGGUGAUGACGUCAUCAGAGCCAAGCGCAGGGCGCUUGUAGUGCGACUCCAGAGGAGCUUGAGUGCUCUCGACUCCCUAUCUACUUCUGCGUCCAAAGCUCUACACAACCAAUCAUAAGCUUCGUCAUCAAUAAUUGUUCUUAUGUCUAAAUUAUGGACCAUAUUCUUUUGAAUUAGGCUAGGUAUAGAUAUUCUGUACUGUUCUAUGGACCAACUAAAUUUCUGAUCAAUGAACCCAGCUGACAAACUCAGCUUCCUAGUAUUAUUUAGUGCCUAGGUGUGAAUCGUACAUUCCGAUUCUGGUUUUUUGAUAGCUUUGACGCUUACCUACUGUGUAGGCUCUAAUUAAACCAAAAUUAAUUUUUAAUAUGUCUUCUACAAGGGAGCGUAUGUAGAUAAUAUGUCUUCUACAAGGGAGCGUAUGUAGAUUUAUUGUGCACCCAUUUUUGAAUGAGGUCUUUGGUGUAAUCGUUCCCUUGCGUUUUCAGAAUGUGUGAUCAGAAAAGGGUAAACUGUCUCUUCUGCUAAAGAUUCCUAAGGCUUCAUAGUACAACUAGAAUAAGUUUAAAUUAUUUAUUGUUUAUUGCUUGUAGGCAUCUAGAUUUUCUCUAAUGAAGGUGAUUGUUAACUUUGCUGUUGAGAUCAAACAGAAACUUUACACGAAAUUUAACUCCUUCUUGUAAUGCUUUUACUAAAAUUUGACGAUGUAAAUUGGUCGUGCUUUCAUCAUGUUCUAAAUAUUUUGCCUAGUGAACAUAUUAGGGGAAGAAAAACACUUUGUUGUGUGAAAAAAUUGUGUAGUUCAGUGUUGUCAGAUUGUUGCAUUGAGGCUGAAAUUCUGUGCCAGUUUAUGGUCUUACAUCAACCUUGAUUCAACAUUCAAAACAUUAGAUUUGGUUUUUAUCCUCUACCGCCGUAUAUCAC